This is a messenger RNA of Odobenus rosmarus divergens (Pacific walrus), 2388 nucleotides long. It is a transcript of the gene EPB41L5, whose product is annotated as erythrocyte membrane protein band 4.1 like 5. The transcript is spliced from 25 exons. Gene Ontology annotation, molecular function: cytoskeletal protein binding. Gene Ontology annotation, cellular component: cytoskeleton. The record is from RefSeq and is a predicted model, not a curated record. NCBI's taxonomy places the organism in Eukaryota, Metazoa, Chordata, Mammalia, Carnivora, Odobenidae. Bases 199 to 2388 code for a protein of 729 amino acids.
UUUAAGGGGCGGGCCGGCGGACGGCUGGGGUCCUUCAGAGGAUUAGCGCAGGGUGGGCGCGCGCCUCAGGCCGCCAUUUCUUGGCGUCUCCAGAGGAGUCGCCCCCUACUCAGUCGCGCUCGGGACCUCUACCCUCGCGUCGCCGGCUCUCCGCGCCGCCUUAGCCACCGCGCCUCCGUCCCCAGCCCAGUGACAAAAAUGCUGAGCUUCUUCCGUAGAACACUUGGGCGUCGGUCAAUGCGUAAACAUGCUGAGAAGGAACGACUCCGAGAAGCUCAGCGAGCUGCCACACACAUUCCUGCUGCUGGAGACUCUAAGUCCAUCAUCACGUGUCGGGUGUCUCUUCUGGAUGGUACUGAUGUUAGUGUGGACUUGCCGAAAAAAGCCAAAGGACAAGAGCUCUUUGAUCAGAUAAUGUACCAUUUGGACCUUAUUGAAAGUGACUAUUUUGGACUGAGAUUUAUGGAUUCUGCACAAGUAGCACACUGGCUAGAUGGUACCAAGAGCAUCAAAAAGCAAGUAAAAAUUGGCUCACCCUAUUGUCUGCAUCUUCGAGUUAAAUUUUAUUCCUCAGAACCAAAUAAUCUUCGUGAAGAGCUAACACGGUAUUUAUUUGUUCUUCAGUUAAAACAAGAUAUUCUCAGUGGAAAAUUAGAGUGUCCCUUUGAUACAGCAGUUCAGUUGGCAGCUUAUAAUCUGCAAGCUGAACUUGGUGACUAUGAUCUUGCUGAGCAUAGUCCUGAACUUGUAUCUGAGUUCAGGUUCGUGCCGAUUCAGACUGAAGAGAUGGAGCUGGCUAUUUUUGAGAAAUGGAAGGAAUACAGAGGUCAAACACCAGCACAAGCUGAAACCAAUUACUUGAAUAAAGCCAAAUGGUUAGAAAUGUAUGGGGUUGAUAUGCAUGUGGUCAAGGCUAGAGAUGGGAAUGACUAUAGCUUGGGACUGACUCCAACAGGAGUCCUUGUUUUUGAAGGAGAGACCAAAAUUGGCUUAUUUUUUUGGCCCAAGAUAACCAGAUUGGAUUUUAAGAAGAAUAAAUUAACCCUGGUGGUUGUAGAAGAUGAUGAUCAGGGCAAAGAGCAGGAACAUACAUUUGUCUUUCGACUGGAUCAUCCAAAAGCAUGCAAACAUUUAUGGAAAUGUGCUGUGGAACAUCAUGCAUUCUUUCGUCUCCGAGGCCCGGUCCAAAAGAGUUCUCAUCGAUCGGGAUUUAUUCGACUAGGAUCACGAUUUAGAUACAGUGGAAAAACUGAAUAUCAGACCACAAAAACCAAUAAACCCAGAAGAUCAACAUCCUUUGAAAGAAGACCCAGCAAACGAUACUCUAGAAGAACUCUACAAAUGAAAGCAAAACCUGAAGAACUCAGUGUUCACAAUAAUGUUUCAACUCAGAGUAACGGCUCCCAACAGGCUUGGGGUGUGAGAUCUACUCUGCCUGGGAUUCCUUCUGUUCCCUCUGGUCCUAUGCUGGCAGAGAUAGAGAAUCUUCCAAGGAAUCCUGGAUUAGACCAGCAUGACAGGAAAUGCUUGCCUCUGAAUAUUGAUUUGCUAGAUGGUCCAGACUUAUUGGAAACAACCAUUGAUGAUGUAAUUGGGGCACCUGACACUCUGGAAAUACCCCAAGCACCAGAUGAAGUUAACAUAGUCACCAGGCAAACUGGAUUGGAAGGAACUAAAGAGGAAUGUGGGACAUUAAAAGAUGCCUCACAGAAGCUCAAACACCUUGAGAUGGAAAGCAGUCCAUUGCCGUCUUCACAUCCCAACGUCGAUGUCAACAUCAACAGCCAGGAGGAGGUGGUGAAGUUGACUGAAAAAUGUCUUAAUAAUGCCAUUGAGAGUCCAGGAUUGAAUGCCAGGAGAGUUCCUCCUAACUUGAAGAGUAACAUUUUGAAGGCCCAGGUAGAAGCGGUGCAUAAGGUUACAAGAGAAGAUAGCUUAUUAAGUCAUAAAAAUGCCAAUGUUCAGGAUGCUGCCACAAACAGUGCUGUAUUAAAUGAGAAUAAUGUGCCCUUCCCUGAAGAUUCUCUUGCUCUGAUGCAUACCACACCUGCAGCAAAUGGUUCUGUUCUUAAGGAUGCCACAGAUGAAUUGGAUGCCUUGCUUUUAUCUCUGACUGAGAAUCUAAUGGACCACACAGUCACACCUCAGGUGUCUUCAACAUCCAUGAUCACACCACGGUGGAUUGUACCACAGAGCAGCGUCCUUUCCAAUGGACUGGUAGGAAGUGGACCAUCCUUGGCAGGGAAGGAGGGACAUGGUAACAGAGAAGUAAUCUCGCUGAUUUCUCCCCCAGCACCAUUCUUGGUGGAUGCUGUGACCAGCUCUGUUCCAACACUGGCGGAAGAAACCGUCUUGAAGCAGAAGUGUUUACUGACAACUGAGCUCUGA